GCGGCAGGGUGUGUUCAGUAGAGCGAGCAGGAAUGAAAAAAGAGAUGAAAAGAAAAACAUGGCUGCGAUCAUAUUGAAAAGCUGCGAGCAGGCGAAGGUUGAGCUGAGGAGAGCCGGGCGCUGCUGCUGCUACUGCUGCUGCUGGUGGUUCGAGCAGCUCUGCAGCCUCUGACUGACGGCGCGGAGGGGUGGGGACGCAGGGUGGGGUCAGAAGCAGGGGAGAGGCGGAGGAGAGACGGAGAGCCUGAGAGCCCAACCCUGAACACGGCAACAACACACACACACACACACACACUCUCUCUCUUACACACACACAGAAAGACGCUUUGGGGGGGAGGAAAGAGGAUUUUUUCGACGCCGGGGACAUGAUUCGUACCACUCGCUGAGGCGACGACCAUCACCGUAGCCUCCAAAAACCCGAUACGAAAGGUGGAAAACUGCCGUCGACGUUACGAACCUAACCUAACCUAGCUUAGCUAUUAUUGAAACACACCCCACCCGAGCGACCCCCUCUCUCCCUCCCUCUCCACUCCACCCCUUUUUAACCACCGCACCCGCUUGCUUAGCUACCGAGAUGCACACGGAGACUCGGAAUAAGAAAGUAAGUAAGUCUGUUUUAUUACCCGUUGUUGACUUGUUAUCAGAACUGCAGGACAGGACUUAACGCUAGUUAGAUAGCUAACUAGCUAUUAGCCGCUGCUAGGUAACAACAGCUCUCGGGCCGGUGAUAUGUACUAGGUUAGCUAGUUAGUUAAAUAAAUGUCAGCCGGUUCUGUGCUAAAACUAAAACAAACCGAACUAAAGCUCUUUCCUGCGGGCUGUUCACUAACGCGAGCUACCUAAAGACUUCUACAGCAGCUGCCAAUCCAGUGCCAGUCGUCGAGUCCUGAGAAAUCCAACGCUGCCACCUCAGAUCCCGCCGCCGCCGAAGAGAUGCCAUCCAUACAGAUCAAGCUGGAGCCAGAGGAGGUGCAGUGCACGGUGAAAGAGGAGCCUGAAGAUGACUGCCCAGAGCCAACAGACCUCAAACUCAAGUCCUCGCCGCCUCCGCUCUGCGUCAUCGACACGCACGCGCCUGACACCGACCAGACAGAGCCUGUGGACUUGUCGCUAAACAAGCCCCGCCCCUCCCUCCCAGUCUCCACCCCCACCAUCAUUCCGGCCAAUCCGCUGCCGGCGCCCGCCAGCAUCGCCACUGGAACAGCCAUCCCGGCGGUUCUGACCCCGGGCUCAAUCCUGGCCUCCACGCAGGGCGUGGGCGGUCAGCAGAUUCUGCACGUCAUCCACACCAUCCCCUCCGUCAGCAUGCCCAGCAAAGUGGGCCAGCUGCAGACCAUCCCCGUGGUAGUGCAGUCGUUGCCCGUGGUCUACACCACCAUGCCCACGGACAGCGUUGCCACUGCUGCGAUUACCGUGCCCCUCAUAGGAAGUGAUGGACGUUCUGAAGGAUCAGUGAGAAUCAAACCUGGCUCGACCUCUCCAGUAGAGUACCAGAGUGACAGUGAUGCGGAGAGCGGCACAGAGUCCGGAUCAGCCACGUUCAGAACGCAGGGCAUCGACAACAGUUUAAACACAGAUGUCGACAUCCAGGUAGACCCCGACUCCCCGGACAUGAAGAGGCGGCGCGUGCACAUGUGUGAUUAUGACGGCUGCAACAAAGUGUACACGAAGAGCUCCCAUCUGAAAGCCCAUCGCAGGAUACACACAGGAGAGAAGCCCUACCAGUGCACGUGGGAGGGCUGCACUUGGCGCUUCGCUCGCUCCGACGAGCUCACACGGCACUUCCGCAAGCACACAGGCAUCAAGCCCUUCCGCUGCACCGACUGCGACCGAAGCUUCUCACGCUCGGACCACCUGGCCCUUCACCGGCGGCGCCACGUCAUGAUGUGAGCCCGGGCUCGGCCUCCCGCUCCCCUUUUAGCCCCGCCUCCCUGAUCCCUCCCACUCCUCAGGAGACGUGCCACCCCCUCAGAGGGACUGAACUGUGACGCUGUCCCUCAUUCCUCAGAUCCGGAGAAUGAACGUAUGUACGUACUUGUCGAAGGUGGAGCUUUUGAGGUGGAGCUCCCUCAUCAGUACGCGCCUCAGAAGCCACAGCCCAACCCGUCCACCCCUUACUUAUCGGCUCGAGUUCCUCCCUCUCGACAUUCGCUUUCGACACCUUCGACGCUGCAGGGACUACAGGGAAAUGCACUGCUGUUAACUGAGACUGAAGGGAGCGGCUGGGGUGAAAUCCUCCCCUAAACCCCAGAGAUGAUGAUGAUGAUGAUGAUGAGGUGUUUAACCGCUGUCCCAUAGAGAGCAGGACCAGAAAACAGAAUGAAAGGAGAAGGUUUUCUUUCUUUCUUUCCUUUUUUUUAUUUUUAAUUAAUAUGGAUCUGCAUUUUGAAGGGGGGGCAAAGAUUUGAGUGUCUUGAAGAAGAUGUGUUCUGGUCCCGUGACUUGUACCUUUUACUUGUCCUUUACAUUGGUCAUUGGUAUGCAUGAGGUAGCCUCUGUGUGUAGUGGUGGAUGUAUGUAUUUUGAGUGGCUGAAAGCUUAAAAGUUUGUGAAGAGGUUUAUUAUAAAUGUUAUCUUUUUCUUUUUUUUUUGGCUUCGUUUUUAAAGAUGAUUCUAGAUAUGUCCCGCCCCUGUGUUUUUUGCUGUCAUUAAAUGAACAAAUGUGUAGGGGGGGUGUUUGCUGUUCUGUCUUUAUCAACCACCUACCCCUCAACCCACCUGUGAGGUAGAGACGGAGAGCUAAACAACAAGACUGUGAAUUUUUUAUACAAUUACGUUCUUUUUUUUUUUUUCUCCCUUCUUCAUAGUAUCAAUUGCAGCUGUAGCCUGGCUGAUGUUAUUUGCCAUACUGUUCUGCUGUAGCGGCACAGACAGCUACAAACAGUGCAAACAGUCUGAGGAGGCGCAGUUUUAGAAGGGCCUGGGACUUUGCCAUGAUUGGAUAGCGUAGUUUUUUAUAAUAUUAAAUCUUUGUGUUUACCCAUGAUGCUCCAGUUGGUUUUUGGUCGUUCAGUGUACUUAGAUUUUCUGUUUUCUGGUUUUCUGAGACGAAUCAAAGUCUUUUCCCGUGCAGAUGAGCAAGUUAUGUAUUGCGGGGGGGUUCAGUGAGCUGAAAAUGCUGGAAAUGUGUUCGCAGCAGCACCUCUGAGCAUCGCUCACAAAUUUAGAAAUGUUAAAUUAUAUAUGGCAUGAUAACAGUAUUUUAUCUUCUUUUUUUUUAUUCAUGAUUUCUCUCAAUUUUACCAUUUAAUGGAAUUAACAUGAUUUAUUGGAUGUACUUUUUUCUAACCUCCAAUGUUUCCUCCAGUGAGGCUGUGAAACGUUAAUGUUCAGUUACAUAAGUGAUGUUCACAGGGAACAGGGGAGCUCAAUAAGUCUGGGCAUGUGUGUACGUGCGUUUGUGUGUAUGUGUGUGUGUGUGUGUGUGUGUGUGCGUGGUUUUUAACAAAGACAUAAUCAGAGUUUUAAUAGUAGAGAGCGCGUGUGUGUGAUGUAGGCACAUAUUGUUACUUCUAGCCCGUCAGAGCCUUAAUUGAAGUAAACGUGCAACCCGGCUUUUGCACGUCUGGUUUUCAGAGUUCCUCAGGGUUCUAGGUUGGGACCCCCUUAGUUAAAGCGAGGCACCCUUAAAACCCCUAUUUGCACCUAGAUAUCUAGAAUAAUCAUGUCUUAAAUCCAACAGUUUUAGCUCCUGCCCUGGGUUCACUUGAUUUUAUGCAAAACUACUCAGACCUUACUAUUAAACCUCUCCCCCUCCCCCUGGUUACUAGCAGUGCUUUUUAAAGGAGAACUCCGGUGUGAAAUGGACUUUGGGUGUAUUAAAACUUGAUAAAAAAUACUUACCUUUUGUUGAAUAGCCCUCCUUCCUUCUCCUGCCGCUUUUUGAGAUCCAGUGUUUUGUGGAUUUUGCCCAAACAGGCUUUUAGACUGGAUGAUAUGGGGCAUAAUUUGCCAGUGCAGAUAAAUCGCUUUUUCACUGUUAUCCAGGCUCAAAGUAGCUUCACACUUCACUGGUAGAAUUUGAAGAGCUCUGACAUUUAAACUUAAAACUGCACAAGAAGCUUAUUAAACACCACUGUUUACAUCCCACAGUGUGGGUAAAUCUCUGUGUGCCGCCAUCUUAAAUUUAAGUAAAAAUAAGUAAACCGUCGAGCACGAACAGUAAACCAUGUUUUACUGUUCGUGCUCGACGGUUUACUUAUUGUGACUUAAAGUUAAGAUGGAGGCGCCUGAAGAUUUACCUAAGCUAUAGAAUGUAAACAGUGGCUUUUGAUACACUUCUUGUGCAGUUUAAAAAAGUUUAAAAUGCCUUGUUUUAAAUGUCAGAGCUCUUCGGAUUCUAUCAAUGAAGUGAGGAGCUACUUUGAGCCUAAAAAACGGUGGAAAAGGCGAUUUAUCUGCAGGGGCAAGAAUAUGCCCCCAUCUCACUCAUUGAAAAAGCCCUACUGGAUCUCAGAAAGCUGGGGGGGAGUGGAGGUCAGCUAUUCAACAAAGGUAAGCACUUUUUAUCGUGUUUUAAUACACCCUAAAUCAGUUUCACACCGGAGUUCUCCUUUAAUUCCGGGGCGAGGGGACUGGUGAAAAUGUUGAGCACAGAGUCCGAUGAUGUUGACCAGUUGAAAGAGGGAGGGUUUUAAUUUUUUUUUUUUUAAACCUUGACUGUACCCCCUUCCCCUCACCUCCUUUCCCCUCCCCUCCCCUCAUGCUAGCACUCAUAGCCAUGGUCAUGAUUUCAGCCGCUAGCAGUUUAUGAAGAGCGUGUUAUGCCUUUUUAUUAUUAUAAUUAUGUAAUUUUUUUUCAGAAGCUAUUAAGUGAUGCUUGUUUCGAUUCCAGCCUUCAAGAGUUGACUGCAUGUCUGCAAAAAAAACAAAAUCGACAAAACAAAAACGUGGCACGAUCGAUCUUUUGGUCCAGAGAGCAAAGCAAUCUUCAGACUUUCUAUCAUUCUCUUGCUUCAACUCGAAAAAUGUUACUAAGCACAUCUUUGUAGAGAAGUAUAUGCAUUUGAUUGCGAUCCUUUCUUUUUUUAAACUGUUCAUAGGCAUACAGACAAUUAUGAAUAAUGAAAGAUAAAUGUACAUAAUGUAUAUAAUCAAAGUUCUGAAUAAACGUAACGGGUGGAUUUCUAUUUUUAACACUGACUAGACAAUGUGAAAUAUUCUUUUCUUUUCCCUGCGUUGGUUCUAUGACGUGUUCUCUCUCUCUCUUUUUUAAUCCUGCUUUUUUUUGUUUGUUUCUUAUUUUUUUGUUAUUUUUAAUCUCUUGAGUUCCUAAUGUGUUGUACUCCUGUGUUGCAUGGAGAGUCUGAUUUUUCUUUGUGAAGUUGGUGAGCAUGUCGGUGUGUUGGUGCCCUGACAAAUGUGGCCUGUAAGCACUGAAAAUCCAUGACCUCUAACAGUACUACUUGGCGUUCGUUAUGUGUGCGAGAUUAAAGCCUUUUCCAUGCACGUACUUCAUGCAUACGUACAUAUACAUUCUCUGGGUGAACAGAGUAGGAGGAUACACAUUAUGAAUGAAUGAAUGAUUGAUUGGUUGAUUGAUUGAAUCUGAUCCCUCAAUUCAAAGCAAAAGAAAAAUUACUAACUAAGGAAAUGCCAUCAGAAGCCUUGCGUACACUCUUAAAAUAUAAAUGCAAAGGUGCCACAAAUGGUUCUUUGAGGGAUACCAUAGGAAAAAAACUAUUCUCUUUGUAUUAGAAAGUAACUGUGAUGUGAAAAAACAUUUAAAUGAAAGGUUCUUCAUCCUCACUUACUUCCUCACAGAAGUGAGUUCUUAUGGUAUUGGAUUGGUUCUGCUCAAAGAACCAUUUGUAGCACUGAUGGCAUGUUUACGAGUGUGUUUUAAGGUUAAUACCACUUCAGUGGAUCGAAAUUAAUGGUAUUUACAUUACACCCCAAAUUUCCAUCCGUCCUGCGACGGAAUUUGCAGACAUCCAUAUUUUUCCAAGCAUGUUUACUCAUUUUACACUUUUGACUGAUUGAUUAGUUCAAGAAAAAUUCUAAUUCCAGGAAGAAAAUAUCAUAUAUAUAUAUAUAAAUUUAUAAAAAAAAAAUAUAUAUAUGGGGGUUUGUGUGAGUGUAUGUGCGCUUAUCAUAAAUCAAAGUCAUCUUUAAAAAUAAAAAAAAAAGAGAAUCAUAGGUAUUUUAUAUUGAAUGCAGUAACUUAUGGGCCAGUACUAUAUUACUCAGUGCAAUGCAGUUAUCAUUAUAAUAAUACAAGUAAUUAAUGUUAUUUCUUUUAUAUGUGUACAGAACAAAUGUGUAAAGAUCAGUGAGGCAAACACAAGCUUUUUGAUACUGUGAGAAAUGGUGUUAAAAGUCAGUUUCCCCUGUACAGUUGUGAUUACCCACUCCUUUUAUAGAAUAAAAUGUUUUUGGUGCA
Molecule: messenger RNA, 6382 nt
Organism: Astyanax mexicanus (Mexican tetra)
Lineage: Eukaryota; Metazoa; Chordata; Actinopteri; Characiformes; Acestrorhamphidae
Gene: klf8
Product: Kruppel-like factor 8
Exons: 6
Coding region: 934-1890 (318 amino acids)
Biological process (GO): regulation of transcription by RNA polymerase II
Molecular function (GO): DNA-binding transcription factor activity, RNA polymerase II-specific; RNA polymerase II cis-regulatory region sequence-specific DNA binding
Source: RefSeq, a predicted model, not a curated record